UGAUUCUGUUGGACUAGAUAUAAGUUGGCUGAAAUUACGUGAUGUCACGAAUGAGGAGGUGAAGAAGAAACGAGGAAGGAAGAAAGAAUCGCAGGAAAACUACCAAAACCUCCUUAGGUCAGACCAUCUAUCGUUCAAUUAUAUUUUCAUUACGUAAUUGACAUGGUAACUCGAUUGCUAAAAGUUGGGUCCAUUGAAGGGAAACUAUAGUUUUUCUGAUUCUUAGUGGAGCAAUAUAUCUACACUGAUAGAGACAUAGGGAAGGGUUUUCGAAGGAGGUGGGAUGGGUUCGAAAAAGGCUGAAAGUACAUCAGCUCCAGUAAUUCGACGAGACCCAUAUGACGUGUUGUCCGUAUCGAGAGAUUCAACUGAUCAGGAGAUUAAAACUGCUUACAGGAAACUAGCUCUCAAAUAUCACCCAGACAAAAAUGCAAGCAACCCUGAAGCUUCUGAACUUUUCAAGGAGGUGGCAUAUUCCUACAGCAUUUUAUCUGACCCAGAAAAGAGAAGGCAGUACGAUAGUGCGGGGUUUGAGGCUCUUGAUGCUGAAAACAUGGAUAUGGAAAUUGAUUUAUCUAAUCUGGGUACUGUCAAUACAGUAUUUGCUGCACUCUUCAGCAAGCUUGGUGUCCCUAUCAAAACUACAAUUUCGGCUAAUGUUCUGGAAGAAGCUCUAAAUGGAACUGUCACAGUCAGACCCCUUCCUAUUGGAACAUCAGUUAGUGGAAAGGUGGACAAGCAAUGUGCCCACUUCUUUGGUGUAACAAUAAAUGAGCAACAAGCAGAGUCAGGGAUUGUUGUAAGAGUAACUUCAACUGCACAAAGCAAAUUUAAGUUACUUUAUUUUGAACAAGAUGCCAAUGGUGGCUACGGUUUGGCACUACAGGAAGAGAGUGAGAAGACUGGCAAGGUGACAUCUGCAGGGAUGUAUUUUCUACAUUUUCAAGUGUAUAGAAUGGAUUCAACCGUGAAUGCUUUAGCAAUAGCCAAGGAUCCUGAUGCUGCUUUCUUUAAAAGAUUGGAAGGUCUUCAACCUUGUGAGGUUUCAGAACUGAAAGCCGGCACCCAUAUCUUUGCUGUUUAUGGGGAUAAUUUUUUCAAAACGGCUACCUACACAAUAGAGGCACUUUGUGCAAAAACAUAUGAAGAUACCACAGAGAAACUCAAGGAGAUCGAGGCACAAAUUUUACGGAAGAGAAAUGAGUUGCGUCAAUUUGAGACAGAAUACAGGAAGGCCUUGGCACGCUUUCAAGAAGUAACCAACAAAUACAGCCAGGAAAAGCAAUCGGUGGAUGAGCUUCUAAAACAGCGGGAUAGCAUACAUGCCUCAUUUACUGUGACGAGGAUGGUCAGUAAUUUUAGUAAUGGAAGUACAAGCAAAGUUCUUAGUGAAGAUUCAAAAGCUGAGAGUCCAAAGGAAGAUGGAAGUGAUGGAAAAGAUAAAUCCACCAAAAAAAAAUGGUUCAACUUGAACCUUAAAGGGUCUGAUAAAAAGCUUGGUUGACAAAAAAAAAAGGUGUUUUAGGUGAUUUUGUACUACUUUGAGAGGUUUGAUUGCAUUAAAUUCUAGGGUCGCCGAUUUGUUGCAUAAGUUUGUUUUGUAUUAUUUAUUCUUUUUUUUUUUCCCUCAAAUUCCUCAUUAGGGUUUUUUUUCUCUCUCUCUCUCUCUCUUUUUUUUAUUUUGGGUUUUCCAAGGUGGUUUAUUAUGGCAUAUUACAAAAUGGUUCUAUAAGUUUCAGAGUUUGCAGGUAUGUGUGUGUAUAAUUUCAGUUCAUUUUUUGCAUAAACUGUGUCUUGUCCUUGUAGCUCAGUUAGCAACUUUGAAUAUAUAUGUAAUAUUUUUCUUUUUUAUUAAUACAUUCAUUAUAAGGAAUUCUUCGCCA
Molecule: messenger RNA, 1883 nt
Organism: Manihot esculenta (cassava)
Lineage: Eukaryota; Viridiplantae; Streptophyta; Magnoliopsida; Malpighiales; Euphorbiaceae
Product: chaperone protein dnaJ 15
Exons: 12
Coding region: 284-1504 (406 amino acids)
Source: RefSeq, a predicted model, not a curated record